GGGGGAGGGGAGGGAGGAGGAGGAGGAGGCGGGCCUUCCUCCCCAUGAGGAAGGUGGUUCCUGCGUUCCAGGUCACCUCCCAGUUCCUCGGUUCCAGGACUGCCCCGCAGAGUCUUAGAAACUAACAUGGUGGAGUGGAAAGAAGGGCGAAAGGUUGUCAGAAGUCAGGUGUACUUUUGACUCGUUUAUUUUUUAUUUGUUUAUUUUUAAAAUUCACUUAUUCAUGAGAGACACAGAAGAGGCAGAGACCCAGGCAGAGGGAGAAGCAGGCUCCAUGCAGGGAGCCCGAGGUGGGGCUCGAUCCCAGGACCUGGGGGUCACAUCCUGGGUCGAAGGCGCUGCUAAACCACUGAGCUUCCUGGGCUGCCCCUUUUGACUCAUGUAAUUCAGCUUUAUCACUUAAAGCAAAGGAGAACCUUCCUGGGCCCUUCAUUUUUUGUCUCCUUAUAGGAGACACGGCUGUAUUACGUGUGUAUUAAAAGAACUUACGGAUUGCUGAUUAACAGGCAAUUUGGGAGAGUGAGAGAGGCAGAGACACAGGCAGAGGGAGAAGCAGGCUCCAUGCGGGGAGCCCAAUGCAGGACUCGUUCCCGGGAUCCCAGGAUCACGCCCUGGGCCGAAGGUGACGCUAACCACUGAGCCACCCGGGCUGCCUGGGAGGUAGAUCUUAAAGUACACGAGUUCUUGGUUCCUGCAACACUCCUUCAUCGCAGUACGCCUAGGAAACUUGGGACGUUUUCUUACGCAUCCUUUUGUGGAUCGAGAGAUCAAACUGAGGGCCCGGUGCUAGCGGCUUGGCUGACAUCAUUCGUCUGGUUCUUCUGAGACGGAGCUGAAACCCCAGGCUUGAGCACCUCCGGCAUGCAGGCUUCCAGCAGCGGGUCCGUGCACUUGAGUGAGUGGCAGAAGAAUUACUUUGCAAUUACAUCUGGCACGUGUACCGCAGGACAGAAGGCGGACGCAUACCGGGCACAGAUAUUACGCAUUCAGUAUGCAUGGGCAAACGCCGAGAUGUCCCCGGCCUGCGCCACCAGACUGUUCAGAAGAUAUGCAGAGAGAUAUUCUGCAGUUAUUGAUUCUGACAAUGUUGAGACUGGCUUGAAUAACUACGCGGAAAGCAUUUUAACCUUAGCAAGGUCUCAGCAAACCGACAGUGACAGGUGGCAGUCUGGAUUGUCAAUAAAUAAUGUUUUCAAAAUGAGUAAUGUGCAGGAGAUGAUGCAAGCCAGCAAGAAAUCCAGAGACUCUCUGUUGGCACCUGCUGAUGCAUCGGUUGUCAUCCAUCAAGAGGCUGUUGUCCUCGAUCCCCCUAAAUUGAGUGUGUGUGGGGGUUCUGGGGAGGGCUGCCCAUUAACUAACUCAGCGCAUGAUACCACCAGGACCCUGGACAUCCCAGAGGGCAGCCCUCCGAAGUGCCCUCAGAGUGCCCUGCCGCCUGCGCUGCCCAGCACUGGUAAGACCUGUCCCACGUCUGUAACACCGCUGGGUGACUUUGCCACCGCAAAGAUCCAUGCCACCCCGUUAUUUGGAAACGUCCGGAAGCACAGUAACAGCUCUCCGAAAGCCAACGUAGGACUAAAUGUGUUCUCGUCUAAUCAGUCUUGUUUGCCUUCCGUCUGCGAAGAUCCACGAGAGAGGAGAGCUUUUUAUGGUUCUGGCACCGUUGAUGCCCUUUCUGCCUCAAUGGUGAAUAAGGCUUUCAGUAAAACGGGAGAUAAUGGCCAAAGAGAAGAGGGUAGCUUGCCUACUUUUAAAACUGCAAAAGAACAAUUAUGGGUGGAUCAGCAAAAGAAGUACCAGCAAGCCCAGCGAGUAUCCGGGUCCUCAUACGGCGGCGUGAAGAAGUCUCUGGGAGCCAGCAGGUCCCGAGGGAUAUUUGGGAAGUUUGUUCCUCCUCUCCCUAAGCAAGAUGGGGGAGAUCAGAAUGGGGGAGUGCAGUAUAAGCCAUACAUCCCGGGACCCGCAGAGCCGGCACAUCCUGUUGAUGAGCGUCUGAAGAACUUGGAGCCAAAGAUGAUUGAACUUAUCAUGAAUGAGAUCAUGGAUCACGGCCCGCCAGUCAACUGGGAAGAUAUCGCAGGAGUAGAAUUUGCCAAAGCCACGAUAAAGGAGAUAGUCGUGUGGCCCAUGAUGAGGCCAGACAUCUUUACUGGCCUACGAGGACCCCCUAAAGGAAUUCUGCUCUUUGGGCCCCCCGGGACCGGGAAGACUCUGAUUGGCAAGUGCAUCGCAAGCCAGUCUGGGGCGACGUUCUUUAGUAUCUCCGCUUCUUCUUUGACUUCUAAAUGGGUGGGUGAGGGGGAGAAAAUGGUCCGUGCACUGUUUGCUGUGGCAAGGUGUCAGCAGCCAGCUGUCAUAUUCAUUGAUGAAAUCGAUUCCCUAUUGUCUCAACGAGGAGAUGGCGAGCAUGAAUCUUCUAGAAGGAUAAAAACCGAAUUCCUAGUUCAGUUAGAUGGAGCAACCACGUCCUCUGAAGAUCGUAUUCUAGUGGUGGGAGCGACCAAUCGGCCCCAAGAAAUUGAUGAGGCCGCCCGGAGAAGGCUGGUGAAAAGGCUUUAUAUUCCCCUCCCGGAAGCUUCGGCCAGGAGACAGAUCGUGAUUAACCUGAUGUCCAAGGAGCAGUGCUGCCUCAGUGAGGAGGAAAUCGCGCUGGUUGUACGUCAGUCCGACGGGUUCUCGGGAGCCGACAUGACACAGCUUUGCAGAGAGGCGUCUCUCGGGCCUAUUCGCAGCCUGCAGACUGCUGACAUCGCCACCAUAGCUCCCGAGCAAGUUCGACCAAUAGCUUAUGUUGACUUUGAGAACGCCUUGAGAACCGUGCGGCCUAGUGUGUCUCCUAAAGACUUAGAGCUUUACGAGAACUGGAACAGGACUUUUGGUUGUGGGAAGUAAAGGGACAAAUGGGACACUUGGAAUUUAGACAUGGCAUCUUUGGGAUGCAGCCUCUCCUGCUUUUUUAGCCUGGGAAACUGGGAAUUCAUUAGUCUUGCUUUGAGUGUCUAUUCUGAAUUCUACACCUCAAAUAAAAUAGCAUAACAGGAGCUCAGAUUUUACAGUUGAUUGACUUAGCCUGUGUUAAUGGAAGCUUUAGUGUUUGUCCAGAUGUUCCCUGAUUGCGAGCCUCUUCGUACAAAAUGUGAAGGAACAAACCGUUUCUUUGGUUUCAAAGCGGCCUUUCUUUUCAAGAUGUACAAUACGAUGAAUAGUGAGCUCAGAUUGAAACCAGAAAAUCUGUGUGUGUGAGGUGGCAUCUGAUGGGCACGUGUCUUCCGUUGAAGACAAGGUGUCUCCUGAAGCCCACGUAACCCUUUGUGUUGGCCGGUGUCGUGGUUUAUGUGGGACGCAGCUUUGCUCACUGCUGUUGAGUAGGUCUCCGAUCUCCCCAGACCCUGGGAUCAAAGUGCCAGUGUUUUGUUCUGGUUUGUGACCGCUUACAGCUUUCUUCCAUCACCUCUGUGUUCAGAAGUAGCCGGCACAAUCUAAUAAUCAGAGACGUAGCCGCAGAAUCAGAAGGUGAAGAAUGCCGUGUUUUUGCAGGGAGUAGUGAUGUUGGAAAUUAAUAUUUUAUUUGACCAUACUUCACAGCCCGUGGCAUCGGUCUCUCAAAAAUAAACGUUUUCAGAUUUU
Molecule: messenger RNA, 3627 nt
Organism: Canis lupus familiaris (dog)
Lineage: Eukaryota; Metazoa; Chordata; Mammalia; Carnivora; Canidae
Gene: FIGNL1
Product: fidgetin like 1
Exons: 4
Coding region: 862-2892 (676 amino acids)
Molecular function (GO): ATP hydrolysis activity; ATP binding; microtubule severing ATPase activity
Source: RefSeq, a predicted model, not a curated record